AUGCAAACCGAGCUCCUUCAUUGCCCACCCGAACACGAGAGUGGAAUGAGCUCUGGAGUGGGUUCAAGGCGAAAUUCUGACAUGUCCGAGCAAGAGCAAACGAUUGAUGAUCGAAAAUCGACAGAGCCUCUUUCAUCCCAACAAAGGAUCGCCAAAUGUUACCGAGAGAUUCUCUUGCAUGUGGGUGAAGAUGCUGAUCGACAAGGCCUUUUGAAAACCCCAGAACGGGCAGCUAAAGCAAUGCUGACUUUCACGCAAGGAUAUGAGCAGAAUUUGGAUGAGCUUCUCAAUGAGGCAAUUUUCGACGAAGAUCAUGAUGAGUUGGUGAUUGUGAAGGAUAUUGAUAUGUUCUCUCUUUGUGAACAUCAUCUUGUUCCGUUUAUGGGAAAAGUUCAUAUUGCUUAUUUACCCAACAAACGAGUACUUGGUUUGUCAAAAUUGGCUCGAAUUGUCGACAUGUUCAGUAGAAGAUUGCAAGUGCAAGAACGUCUGACGAAGCAAAUUGCGACAGCUAUCUCGGAGGCAGUACAACCACAUGGAGUGGCUGUAGUCAUCGAGGCUAGUCACAUGUGCAUGGUGAUGAGAGGAGUGCAGAAAAUGAACGCGACAACGACCACGUCAUGUAUGUUGGGAGAGUUUCGAGACAAUCCGAAGACAAGAGACGAAUUUCUUUCACUCAUUCGAACGUGU
Mesorhabditis belari is the source of this 690-nucleotide messenger RNA. The record is from the annotation of a GenBank genome assembly. NCBI's taxonomy places the organism in Eukaryota, Metazoa, Nematoda, Chromadorea, Rhabditida, Rhabditidae.